Messenger RNA from Polypterus senegalus (gray bichir), 1359 nucleotides. RefSeq names its product phosphatidylinositol glycan anchor biosynthesis, class C (gene pigc). Gene Ontology annotation, cellular component: glycosylphosphatidylinositol-N-acetylglucosaminyltransferase (GPI-GnT) complex; membrane. Lineage: Eukaryota; Metazoa; Chordata; Cladistia; Polypteriformes; Polypteridae. The transcript has 2 exons. Bases 166 to 1335 code for a protein of 389 amino acids. Gene Ontology annotation, biological process: GPI anchor biosynthetic process. The record is from RefSeq and is a predicted model, not a curated record.
UUCAGCACUUGAGCCGUGUGCCGUGUGCGCGCUGCCGCAGGUUUCUUUUCUAAUCGAUUAUUUCUUACGUGUAAACACAACAAAAACGAAAAGUUAUUUUUUUAAUGCCAGUGAAUGGCGCCACGGGCACGAAUGGCCUUCCGUUCUCAGUCUUGAAAACUAGAAAUGCGCGGACAUCGCAGACCCCCAGCGCUCAGCGUUUGCUCUAACCGCCAGACUUCAAUCCAUCCCCCCGCUUCGCUCCAGCCAAUCAGCACGCGGCGGCGAAGGGACCAGUGCGCAGGCGUCACCUCGGGAGCGUGCGCCCCUGCUUCCUGUGCGCGGACGCACGGAGGGACGCCGGGCGUCUUGGACGUCAUUGACGCGCCGUUUCGUUGGCGGUUUCUUCGCGCUGCUCUUUUGCUCCUCGGGCUCCCCGGGUGGUCGCUCCGCUGUUGCGCGGCUCUCUUCAGGCGCUACAUGGAGCAGCCCGGUGUUCGCUGGAGGAAGGUCCUGUACGAACCGCAGCCUUUCCCGGACAAUUACGUGGACGAGCGCUUCCUGGAGGAGCUGCGCAAGAACAUCUACGUGCGGCGCUACCGCUACUGGUCGGUGGUCUUCGAGUCCGGCCUGGUGGCACAGCAGCUGGCUUGCGUCUCGGUCUUCGUGGUGCUCUGGUGGUACAUGGACCGGGGGCUGCUCACACCCCACUGGCUCUUUGGGACGGGGCUGCUGUUGUCCACCGUCGGCUACGUGGCCUACGAGCUGGUCGACGGUGGGCUGGGCAGGCAUCAGAGUGGUCGCACCCGCUGGGCGGACCUGAAGAGCGCCAUCGUCUUUGUUCUCUUCACGUACGGCUUCUCUCCGCUGCUCAAGACGCUGACCGAGUCCAUCAGCACGGACACCAUCUACGCCAUGUCCUUCCUCAUGCUGCUGGCCCAUCUGGUCUUCUUCGAGUACAGCACUCACAUGGCCGUGGCGUCCAGCAGCCUGUCCCUCAGUGUGGCCAUCUUCGCCUCGGUGUGCCUGGCAUCCCGGCUGCCCGGCUCUUUGCACGCCUUUGCCACGGUGACCUGUGCCAUCGAGGUGUUCGCCCUAUGGCCCCUGCUGCUGCGCCGCCUCAAGUCGCACGUCCCCCAGGGCUAUGUGGCCGUGUCGCUGCUGGUGUCGGUGGCCAGUGUGGCGGCGGCACUCAGUGUCACGGUGGUGGGCGGCGUGCUCCUGGCACUGCUGCUCCUCUGCAUCUCCCUGCUCUGCCCGUACCUCCUCAUCUGCCUGCAGCUGCACAAGGACAACAUCCACGGGCCGUGGGACGAGGCCGAGAUCACGGAGGACUUGUCCCGCUUCCUGCGCUGAAUAAAGUCGUGUGCCCCCCUCAGA